Messenger RNA from Syzygium oleosum, 1115 nucleotides. RefSeq lists its product as uncharacterized. NCBI's taxonomy places the organism in Eukaryota, Viridiplantae, Streptophyta, Magnoliopsida, Myrtales, Myrtaceae. The record is from RefSeq and is a predicted model, not a curated record. Bases 213 to 785 code for a protein of 190 amino acids. The transcript is spliced from 6 exons.
UGGACAGAGGAAGAAGAAGAAAGAGGUACGUGACGAUACCUAUCUCCACUGCGAUUGAAUUCUUGUGUUUCGGUUCUGCCCCAAAUCACCUACCGUUCAACUGGGUAUUCCAAUUUGAUAGCGAUCUGCAGUGGCAAAUCGAAUCCCGCGACAAAGCUUGCAAUUUUAUCUUCGACGAAACAGUUUUUCUGGUUGAGGAUCAACGCCGCGAAAUGUUCAAGAACACUUUCCAAUCCGGGUUCUUAUCCAUAUUGUACAGCCUCGGGAGCAAGCCCUUACAGAUUUGGGAUAAAGAAGUUGUUAAUGGUCACGUAAAACGACUGCAAGAUGAAGACAUUCAGUCGAAUGUCCUCGAGAUUGUCGGCUCGAAUGUUCAAUCCGCAUACAUCACGUGCCCUCCGGAUCCGGCUGCAACGCUUGGUAUUAAACUGCCAUUCUUGGUUGUGAUUGUGAAGAAUCUGAAGAAGUACUUUACCUUUGAGAUUCAAGUGCUGGACGACAAGAACGUGAGGCGGCGCUUCCGUGCUUCUAAUUUUCAAGCUGUGACUCGAGUAAAGCCGUAUAUUUGCACAAUGCCAUUGAAGAUGGAUGAAGGAUGGAAUCAGAUCCAGUUGAAUCUCGCUGACCUCACCAGAAGAGCAUAUGGAACCAACUAUGUCGAGACAUUGAGAGUGCAGGUACAUGCAAACUGCCGUAUCCGGAGAAUCUAUUUCUCGGACCGCCUUUACUCUGAAGAGGAACUUCCGCCGGAAUUCAAACUCUAUCUUCCCAUGCAGAAAAGUUAAGGAACUUUGGCAGAAAGGUUCCAGAUCAAUCACUCGCGACACUAGCGAGACUCUUCAAAUCAUGUCAACCCAUUGGCGCCUAUAUCUUGAAGAUAAUUUAGGGUACUCCUACCAGACUCUCUGGCCUGUGCUCUUGAAUCUUGUAGUUUUCCUCAGGCAUCAUGCCACUUUGUGUUUAGUCCGAAUUGAGGCCUGUUAUUGUUGAUAUAGGAAAGACCUAUUGCUAUAAUCGUCUCUUGGACUUUAAAUAUGCUGCUACGAUAGGUUGAAGAGGACCCCAGGGAUGGGUUUUGCUCUGCUAAUUUCUUUAAACUGAGAACUCUUUGAUUA